Molecule: messenger RNA, 2501 nt
Organism: Helobdella robusta
Lineage: Eukaryota; Metazoa; Annelida; Clitellata; Rhynchobdellida; Glossiphoniidae
Exons: 11
Coding region: 30-2318 (762 amino acids)
Cellular component (GO): Ino80 complex
Molecular function (GO): protease binding
Source: RefSeq, a predicted model, not a curated record
AGCUCGAGGCACUGGUGAGAGAGUGGCAGAUGAAUGAACCGGACACAACGAACAACGCAUGGAAACUGGAGUAUAAUGAUUGGGUGGAGUUGGUGCUUCCUGCCCUCAAGUUUCUCUCAAAUCAAUCAAUUGGCACGAGUUCAUCUUAUGAAGCAUUCAAUCCGUUCGUAGCCUUCGACGAGAGUAGUCAAUCGUGGAGGUGGGUCAGCGAGGAAAUGUUCGACAACGACGAUCAGUUAUCAGUGUUGUAUUAUCAUUGGAUGGAAGAAAGAAAUAGUUUGCAGUUGGACAGUUCAAUAGCUGAAUCGUCUGCCGUUGUCCCUGAAGCAAGAUUUCGCACAGAUUACAUCGUGCAAGUGAGCACAUUCGAGGAACGUGAAACAUUCAGAGAACAGGAGCGCCAAAGAUUUAACAAUCCACAUCGUUCGUUCACUUACCGUCAACAUGGUUACGAAUCGACAGUCGGUCCUGUCAAAGGAGUGUAUUCAAGAGAGAGCAACAUGAUGAAAGCCAGAGGACACGCCUUGCUCGUCAGGGACAGACCCGCUUGUGUCAAUAUUUUGACGCUAGUUCACGACAGUGCUGCUCGUCUGCCAAAUGGACAGGGAACCAGAGCAGAUAUUUGCACCCUUCUGAAAGAUUCACAGUAUCUUGCUGAUGACAUAGCUGAGGCGCAGUUGCACACUGUUGUCAGUGGAGCUUUGGACCGGCUGCAUUAUGAGAAGGACCCAUGCGUAAAAUAUGAUGGCGCCCAGAAAGUCUGGAUACACAGGCAUCGCAACAGGACUGAGGAAGAAUUUGAACGAAUCCACCAAAUGCAACGAGCCGCCAUUAGAGCCAAAAAAUUAGCAUCAACGAUGAAAUCAAACAUGAGGAAGAUACAGCAGCAACAAAUAAAACUACAACAGCAACAAAAUCAAGUUCAGUCAAACGUUGAUUCAACAGUUAAAGGUUGUCCUCAAAAUGUGCCACAUGCUCACAAGAAACAAAAGCAAUCAAAAUUAUGCGCCAAACUGAGUGAAUCUGCCGAAUCUUCAUCGGCCAUCGUCAAUGCAAAUGAUUCCGUUAAUUUAAACAAACAGCUGUUGAAUUAUCAAGAGGUGCCACAGAAGCAAUCAAAGAUUCAAGCGAUAUUGCAGCUGCCAGAUAAUACUUUGCCCGACGUAGCAUUCACUGAGAGGAAACAUCUACUACAGCAGACAUCACGUCUCCAGGCCCAACAACUGUUGGCUAAUAGAAAACCGUCCACCUCUGGGAUUCCCAAUUUGAACGUUCAACAACAUGACUCAACUAUGGAACUGGUUAAAGCAUCAUCAUUGAUGAGCGAUUUUCAGCUUGCUAAUCAGCAGAAACAAGCAUCGGGGUUAAAUGUCUGCGCCGCAACAUCAGUAACUCUGCAACACAUCUCCAGGCCACAAAUUUCCAACUCUUCCAAGCAGCUCUUUUCACAGCACAAUCUAAUAUUAAUGUCACAAAAAAAGCAGGACAAGCAGUACAGCACUAUUACAACUUCGGCGACCGAGCGGGUCAAUCCAUCAUCUCCCUGGAACAACGAAUAUGUUGCAAAGUUAUUGAAAAGUAACAAGUUUAAUACUACUACAACACUCCAGCAACAAGUAGCAACGUCAUCAGCAGCCUUGUUAACAUCUUCAGUAGUUAAUUUGCUAAGCAAUGUUCAAAACAUUAACAGCCCCAGUGUUAAGAGAAAUGUAUUGAAUUUGAACGCUAUCAGGUUGUUGUCAUUACCUCCUAGACUUGUUAACGUCGACCAGUCAAAACUAUUGAAAGCAGAUCAAUCCAUGGUCUUGCGAAGUACGUCAAAUAAUGUUCCUAUAGUUCAGUCCAAUAUUUCAUCCACUAACAUGCUGAUGGUAUCGCACAAUAUUACAAAUACUUCUCAGCUUAUGACAUCUAGAUUACCAACUUUAGAUAAUGCACAACUUCCAGUGCUGAACGUAAAGCCGUCAUCAUCAUUAAAUUCACUCAUGGCAUCAUUGGCACCAGUAACCAUGAAGCAAGUACAACAGCAAAAACAAAUUGGUCAAAUGCAAACACUUAGACCACAAAUACUCUCAACAAACGUUCAGCCACAGCAGCAAGCACAACAAAUACGGACGCUUUUUCUCUCUCCUCAACAACAGCAACAGUUGAAACAAUUGCAACAACUAAGGUCACCUGCAUCACAACCGUUAGCAGCACAACAAGCGACAUCGCCAGCUCACCUGCCAAUCACAUUGCAAGGGUUUCUACAAUUGAUUAACCAGAAUCAGAUCAAUAUCAACAACCAUGCAGCUUCUGUGCCAACAACUAAAAGAUAGACAUUUUUAUUCUAACGCAUUUUUAUGAGAAGUUUUUCAUGCAUUUCAACGUAAAAGUGUUUUUUGUAACAACAAGAAGCUCAACAAAAUAAUAAUUUCAACUUGUUUCUUAUAUUUGUUUUCUGUUUUUUAUAUAUUUGGUUUUUAGUACUUUUGGCUUGAAUAAUUAAUGAAUAAUAGAAA